Saccostrea echinata is the source of this 1638-nucleotide messenger RNA. Its product is annotated as programmed cell death protein 7-like. The transcript is spliced from 10 exons. NCBI's taxonomy places the organism in Eukaryota, Metazoa, Mollusca, Bivalvia, Ostreida, Ostreidae. Bases 34 to 1611 code for a protein of 525 amino acids. The record is from RefSeq and is a predicted model, not a curated record.
GACGCCAGGGACGGUACGGCUUAUCAGGUUUCAAUGGAAAGAAACCAACAACCAAAUAAUAACUUUGAAACUAAUUUUAUACCAAGGUUUCAAUUUGAAAGACCAAGAAAUAUGUUUGAAGGUCCUCGCUGGCAGGGAAACAGCUUUGUGCAAAAUGAUUUUCAACGACCACCACCAAGUAUUGGGCAAGGAUUUUACCACCCACCAGCUUUGUCCAACAGUAUUCAUGGACCAGGACCAAUGGACUUUCCAAAUAACACUAGGGUUCAAGGUAACACACCCGAUAUACCUAUUAUAUUGGGAGAUGUCGCAGGGAAUCUAUCUAACCAGAAUAGUAGUAAUGUCAACUUUCAACACAUCAAUCCACAUAACAUUCAACACUUUCAAAGACCUCCUAUGCAAGCAACACAGCCAAUUUCAGUUCAACAACAGAACAUGCCACUGCCUAAUCCAAUGCAGUUUACAGCACCUCCUCCUCUUCCUAUUCAGUCAGUACCACGGCCUACCUUUACGCCUGAUACUGCGCCUAAGUUUGAACCACAGAAAGUGAUCGAUGAUGCCACUGUAGCUAAACAGUGGCUGGAUGUCUGGCUGAAGAAAAGAGAAAAAGGAAAAGUGGACCCAGAAUUGCAUGCUUCUUCCUUUAAAAGUGUUUCAAUUAACUCCACUCAAGACAAGCUAAGGAGAAUGAUGCUAUUGAUGGCACAGCUUCAACAGGAGACUACUACUUUAUCAGACCAGGGAACUUCAGCCCCUGAUGACGUGUGGGACAAUCGGAAGCAGAAAGUUCUGCUAUUAAAGACAGAGCUUAAGAAAAUACAAGAAGAGCUGAGUGAUGAAACAACUAUUAAUCAAGUGAAGCAAAAAGUCUUACAACAGAGAAAGAAAAGGGAGAGACUCAAAAGAAGAAGACAAGAACAAUGGGAAGAAAAGCAAAGAGAAGAAGAAAAGAGAAAUAAUUUACAUGCUGAGAUUGAUGGAUGGCAGGAGAAAUUAAGGAAGAAAGCAAAUGAGGAAAGAGAGGCCAAGGAACUGAAAAAGUCAGCAGAUGCCAUUCUGAAUGAAGUCCGGAAGAAAAUAAGUGAUGUAACAAAAACCUUGGACUUAUUGAAAGGAAUCCAAAAGCUGAGGAAACUACGCAGUGAUAGACUUAAACAACAAGGUGUUCAUGCAAACCCUGCAAGUGAUGAGAAGUUUAAAGAGGUUAUGGAUGAACAGUUUAAUACCAUGAAGAAACAGAAGGAGAUUUACUUAGCAGAGGAAAAAGCUCUGCAGGUCAUGUUAGAAACGGAACAUGAAGAGACGAAGGAGAAAGAGAGAGAACAACAGGAGAAAGUACAGAGACUGCAGAAGGAGAGAGAGAGUAAAAAAUUACAGGAAAUCAUGUUUGGGAAAUCUGAAAAUUUCUCUGAGGGAGAAGCAAUGUUGCCAUUUUAUCAGUUUUAUGAUCAGGCUAAUUACAGUUAUGAGUCCUUCAUUCAAAUAAGACAAGACUGGGAUAGAUUUAUUGUACCAGAGAACGCACCAGGGGGGAGUCGUGUCCCCACCCACUUAGUGACACCUACAGAGCCUUCAUCAGAGAAAUGGGCCAGUGUAAUGAAGGACACAUGAUAUCCUGUAUAUGUAUUAAUGUUAAGA